This is a messenger RNA of Peromyscus leucopus (white-footed mouse), 2480 nucleotides long. It is a transcript of the gene Nkx6-1, whose product is annotated as NK6 homeobox 1. The record is from RefSeq and is a predicted model, not a curated record. Gene Ontology annotation, cellular component: nucleus. Lineage: Eukaryota; Metazoa; Chordata; Mammalia; Rodentia; Cricetidae. Gene Ontology annotation, molecular function: RNA polymerase II cis-regulatory region sequence-specific DNA binding; DNA-binding transcription factor activity, RNA polymerase II-specific. Gene Ontology annotation, biological process: cell differentiation; regulation of transcription by RNA polymerase II.
AUGUUAGCUGUGGGGGCGAUGGAGGGCCCCCGGCAGAGCGCGUUCCUGCUCAGCAGCCCGCCCCUGGCCGCCCUGCACAGCAUGGCCGAGAUGAAGACCCCGCUGUACCCCGCCGCCUACCCCCCGCUGCCCACCGGGCCCCCCUCUUCCUCCUCGUCCUCCUCGUCCUCGUCGCCCUCCCCGCCUUUGGGGGCCCACAACCCAGGCGGCUUGAAGCCCCCGGCCGCGGGGGGCCUCUCGUCCCUGAGCAGCCCCCCGCCGCAGCUCUCGGCCGCCACCCCGCACGGCAUCAACGACAUCCUGAGCCGGCCCUCCAUGCCGGUGGCCUCGGGGGCCGCCCUCCCUUCCGCCUCGCCCUCGGGGUCCUCGUCCUCCUCCUCCUCCUCGUCCGCCUCGUCCGCCUCCGCCACCUCGGCCUCUGCGGCCGCCGCCGCCGCCGCUGCAGCCGCCGCCGCCGCCGCCGCCUCGUCGCGCGGGCUGCUGGCCGGCCUGCCCCGCUUCAGCAGCCUGAGCCCGCCGCCGCCGCCGCCCGGGCUCUACUUCAGCCCCAGCGCCGCGGCCGUGGCCGCCGUGGGCCGGUACCCCAAGCCCCUGGCCGAGCUGCCCGGCCGGACGCCCAUCUUCUGGCCCGGGGUGAUGCAGAGCCCGCCCUGGAGGGACGCACGCCUGGCCUGUACGCCCCAUCAGGGAUCCAUUUUGUUGGACAAAGAUGGGAAGAGAAAACACACCAGACCCACGUUCUCUGGCCAACAGAUCUUCGCCCUCGAGAAGACUUUCGAACAAACGAAAUACUUGGCGGGGCCAGAGAGAGCUCGCUUGGCCUAUUCUUUGGGGAUGACGGAGAGUCAAGUCAAGGUCUGGUUCCAGAACCGCCGGACCAAGUGGAGGAAGAAACACGCGGCUGAGAUGGCCACGGCCAAGAAGAAGCAGGACUCGGAGACCGAGCGGCUCAAGGGGACUUCGGAGAACGAGGACGACGACGACGACUACAACAAGCCUCUGGACCCGAACUCUGACGACGAGAAAAUCACGCAGCUGCUGAAAAAGCACAAGUCGAGCAGCGGCGGCCUCCUGCUGCACGCCUCGGAGGCCGAGGGCUCGUCCUGAGCGCCGCCCGCACCGCACCGCGGGGAUCUCGGCCGCCCCGAGCGCGCCCCUCAGCCCGUCCCCCACCCCCAACCCGGGCCCCAGCACCCCGCUGCUCCCCGGGCCUUUACUAUUUUCUAAGAUGUACAUAUCUAUUUUUUUAACCUAGAAAUUGUGGCGGGGCUGGGGGGGGGUGGCGUAGGACGGCGCGUGGAUGAGAAGGGAGCCCGCCGACUGCACUGCGCAAAAAACAAAAAAACAAACCCGCAGCCGAACCCGCAACCCCGCGGCUCCCCAGGACCCUUCCCAGCCUCGACGUCAGCACUGCCCCCCCCCAUCCCCCUGCUCCCCAUCCAGGCUCGGUCCCUUGCUCUGCGGUCCCUGAGAUCCCGGUCGUGUUUCCGAAGAGUCGCCGGCCAGCGCCUGGUGGGAUUCUCCGAGCCACGCAGGGCGUCGCCCGCCGCCUAGGAAAAAAGGGGACCGAGGCUCCCGCUGCCCACAACUGCUCUGCCCACUAAGUAACCUGUUGAAGGCUCUAUGUAAAUAAAUCGUGAGUCACACUGACUAGAAGUUACUUUAUUGUGAAUAUUUAAAAUGUAAAAUGCUUUUUGGAAUUUGGUAUAAAGAGAUGGCUACCUUUCCUCCCGUUGGUUUUAAGAGAUAUUCACACCACUUGGCCGUCUUUCGUUUUAACUCGGGAAUCUCAGAAAAGAAUGUCAUCGCCCUCCCCAGACACCUCCCGACUCACUCCUCUUACGGCUCUGGAUCUUUCCUAACCGUUCAUCCCCCUUCGCCGAUUCUAGCGAGCCCGGCCAACCUCGCUGGGCCCCAGGGCAGCCCCAGGUCCCCCGCCCCACCCCAGGACUUAAAGCCUGAAAUUGCAGGACCUGCGAGCUUCUCACACCAGCUUCUGGGUUCCCUUCCGAAAUUGCACAGUCGUUUGUUGCUAUUUAUUAGUGAUUUAAAGAAAAUAUUGGGGAGGGAGGGGCUACAAGACCUUGUAUUUAAUUUAACCCCUUUCUGAUAAAAAUGCGUGUUAAAAGUAGAUGGUGGGAAUUGUUACAAGCGCUCUGGGUCAGAACAUAAGAAUUCCAUUUAGUUGCUGUAAUUAAAUUCGAAGUGUUUUUGUAUCAUAAGAAUACUAUAGAAUAUGUAAAUUGUUUUCUUUUUAAGCUAAUAACGGUGAUAUAUUAGCCUCUUUAACAUUUAUUAAUUUAUACCAGGAAUUCGGUUUGUAAAGAAAAGGCAGCCCCUUUGCAAGACCCAUGAAAUGUAAUGCACUUUCUGUUUUAAAGGAUAAAUCUAAUUAAAAACAGCAACAAAAAAUAGUUUGAAUAGAGUCUGUUGCCUUGAAUGAAUGGGUACAGAUCACCUGGCCUCAUCAGACAUUUCAA